AUGGAGACCCCUAGUAACAACUCCAGUAAACCCCGCCUGGAGGCCAUGGCUACUUUAGCCAAGCUUCAGGCUCGGUCGUCGUUUCUAGAAACUCAGUACUACUUUAGGAACCGUGCGGUUGACGCAUUCAGGAAGAAAGAGAAUGAUGCAGCUGUGGCAAUCCAGAGCUGGUUCCGUGGCUGCCAGGUCCGGGCGUACAUCAGGCACUUGAACAGGGUAGUGACAAUUAUGCAAAAGUGGUGGAGAAGUUACUUGGGCAGAAAGCAGUACCAACUUAUUGUUGAGGCAGCGUAUUAUAAUAUGAAGAUGAAUCUCUACAAUGAAAUGGCUGUCAGGAUUCAGAGACGAUGGCGUGGCUUUAGGAUCCGGAAAUACUGCUUUAAUUAUUAUUAUUUGAAGGAAUACUUGAGAGCUGUUUCAGAGACCAAUGAUGCAAUUAGGGAGGCUCUGGAGGAGUUUGCAGAGAUGAAAGAGAGAGAGGAGAGGAAGGCUCGCCUGGAACGGGAAGAGAAGCUCAGAGACCAGCAAGCCCGCAAGAUGCAUUACCUGCUCAGCACAAAGCAGAUUUCAGGUGUAUACAAUUCACCUUUUCGAAAACACCCUGACCCAUGGGAGCUGCGGUUACAGAAGGCAAAGCCUUUAGUGCAUCAACCGUCCACCUCCAUGAAGACCAAGUCCCACCUUAGCUUCAGCAACUGGCUGGCAUGCACCAGCGCCCGCUCCUUCCCUCACUCAGCAAGUCUGCCACCUAUCGACAGGAAGCGGUGUCAGGGACCCUUCCGAGACAUCAAUGAAGUCCUGCAUCAGCGUUACAAGCCUUUGGAGCCAACCCUGAGAGUGGCAGAACCCAUCAACCACUUACAGCUGGCUAGAGAGGCACUUAGGCAAGAGGAACGGAUGCUCAACGUGAGCGACAAGAUGUUUUUGCCAUUUUCCUCCUACCAUAAAAAUGAGAAGUACAUCCCAAUGAUACACACAUCAAGCAAGUACAAUGGUAGCUCUUAUGGACAGAAGCACUUCCGCAGUCAAGACCCUAAAAAGUGGAUUGGUGUCAAGGAUUUUCAGACAGUUCUACCAUCGUUUGACCUCUUCUCAAAAUAUGGAAAAUUAUACUCGAAAGCUGGACAAAUUGUAUAAAGGUAUGC
Phodopus roborovskii (desert hamster) is the source of this 1145-nucleotide messenger RNA. It is a transcript of the gene Spata17, whose product is annotated as spermatogenesis associated 17. Gene Ontology annotation, cellular component: spindle pole. Lineage: Eukaryota; Metazoa; Chordata; Mammalia; Rodentia; Cricetidae. Gene Ontology annotation, molecular function: protein binding. The record is from RefSeq and is a predicted model, not a curated record. Gene Ontology annotation, biological process: establishment of meiotic spindle localization; spindle organization; mitotic cell cycle.